AUGCCGGAGCUUUGCGACAUCACCUACUCACGCCAGGAAAGCAUCGCCGCAGUCCGUGGUUAUUACCAGUUUCUUACCACCCUGUACCUGAAGGAGAGCGAUAUCCUGGAGCCGCCAGAAGGAGGCUGGCCCUCGGUUACCCCUAGUGCCAUACAACAGUUGGGCAAGACGGACGAAGUCGGGUCGCUGCUGCGGCAUCUUCCCUAUAUCCGCCGGCCAGGAAAUGGCGAACCCCAGGCCUUCCCGUACAGCCAAUUUGCAAAUUGGGAGGCUUCUUGUACCUACGUAAAUCAGGGCAGGUCCAAGCUCGAGGGCGUUAAAUCGUGCUCAGAGGGCUAUUACGAGAAUGAUGUGCCGCCUCAUGUUGUUAGCCUCACAAGUGGUGGGCGGAAUAAUUUCCCCAUUUUCCUCGAUACAGAGCUUGGCGUUAUUUAUUGGCCAGAGUGUCCCGGAGAUAUUCAACAUGACUCUGAUGCCCCCUGCGAGCGAGUCUGGGACGACCCGUACGAAUACGCAUCGAUGAGUGAGGCGGAGUGGCGCGCCGAGGGUGCAUACUGGGCCAUUCCAGACUUCUUUGAGAUUCUCAAGGAUCAGUUUCGCCGUCUGCUCUUCGUCCCCACUAGUACGCUCACUGUUGUCGAUGUCCAUCAUUACCACGAUUCGUCUGGGUUUAUUGAGUUUUUGCAAGGGAUUUAUCGAGAGCAUGGCUGGCCUGACCUUGAACAAUACAAUAAGUUGGAAUGUCUUAAAGAUAUACAAAAGCGGCUGAUGGAGAAGUAUCCCGACAAUGUGGACCCUGACGAAGACCCAAACUUAUAG
Arthroderma uncinatum is the source of this 819-nucleotide messenger RNA. RefSeq lists its product as uncharacterized. The transcript has a single exon. The record is from RefSeq and is a predicted model, not a curated record. Lineage: Eukaryota; Fungi; Ascomycota; Eurotiomycetes; Onygenales; Arthrodermataceae. Bases 1 to 819 code for a protein of 272 amino acids.